Molecule: messenger RNA, 417 nt
Organism: Limanda limanda (common dab)
Lineage: Eukaryota; Metazoa; Chordata; Actinopteri; Pleuronectiformes; Pleuronectidae
Gene: msgn1
Product: mesogenin 1
Exons: 1
Coding region: 10-417 (135 amino acids)
Biological process (GO): regulation of transcription by RNA polymerase II; mesoderm formation
Cellular component (GO): nucleus
Molecular function (GO): protein dimerization activity; RNA polymerase II cis-regulatory region sequence-specific DNA binding; DNA-binding transcription factor activity, RNA polymerase II-specific
Source: RefSeq, a predicted model, not a curated record
AUUUCUAACAUGGACAUGGAUGCGGUUGCAGCGAAGAUGCUGUCCGAGUGGAAGAGCUGUGAGGGCGCUUUUGGAGAAGGGGACUCGCUCCAGUCCGCCUCGCCGCUGUCCUCCUCCAUGGACUCCAUGUGUUCCUCGCCGGAGAUGGGCUACUCCAGCGGGCAUCAUCAUCACCACCGGGACGACGAGGACUUCUCGCAGCGGCAGGGCAAACCCAAGAUGUCCACCAAGAGACGCAUGAAGGCCAGCGAGAGGGAGAAGAUGCGCAUGAGGAGUCUGGCCGAGGCUCUGCACCAUCUCCGCGACUUCCUGCCUCCAGACUACAGCAAGAGAGGCCAGCCCCUCACCAAGAUACAGACCCUGAAAUACACCAUCGAGUACAUCAACAAGCUCUCAGGCAUCCUGGGCCAUGCGUAA